This is a messenger RNA of Pocillopora meandrina, 1442 nucleotides long. The record is from the annotation of a GenBank genome assembly. NCBI's taxonomy places the organism in Eukaryota, Metazoa, Cnidaria, Anthozoa, Scleractinia, Pocilloporidae.
AUGACUAGAUCAUCUGUGGAGAACUCCUUAAUGAAGAUUAUGGCCUACGCAUCUCGUCCCCUACCAGAUUUCAAUAAAUAUGAAGCUUUGGAGAUGCUAGAAUCGCUUCAACUUACGGCUCAAGAUACCAAGCAUGACCGUCAGAAUUUCUAUCGUUUGGUUUACCAAACAGUCCGUGGAAAGCUCGAUGUGCCUCGGGAUCAAUUUAGAAGUCUCGUCCUGCGCCUUUUGGGCGAUAAAGAUCAUGAAAAGAUCUUUGAUUGUGUGGCGAAGGUAGAGAAACACUAUCGUUCGAGGGACCGGGUCGGGACCGCAGCUGUGUCUCCCUAUUACAGGGAAGGCCGGGAGAGAAAUGUCAGAGAUUUCCCGAGAAACCCGGGAAGGCCUAUGUCGUGUUUCUACUGUGGAAGACUUGGCCAUAUUAAACGAUUCUGCGAGGCAAGAAAAAGGGAUCUUUCUGGGAACAUGGGGUUGCAGAAGAAUGGCACGUCUCCAGCGUCAGCCGCAAAAUAAAGUGUGAACUUUUCGCAGACAACACAUGUUAAGCUGAUUUAGGUUUUCUGUUUGGGUAAUAAACGUAUCUUCAAUUCAGUCAUGUCCUAUGUGAGUGUUUUCUCUUAAUUUGUAAUAAACUCGAUAGUCUUAGAGUUUUGAUAGCUUUGAAAACAGGGUUUCUAGUUACCCUCCCAGGAUUACUGGGUCAGAGCUGUCAUCUCUCUGCUGACUACUUUGGGGUUUUACCCGUGGGAAUAAUACCCUUUUCUCUUGAUGUUUUUCCCUAGGAAAUCAUUUCAUGGGCUUGGGAAUAUGACAAGAACUUCGAUAACGCUAUCACUCAUGGACAGUUUGGGGUGAAUGCAAUUCAAUGGGUAGACUCCAUGGGGAACUCCAUAGCGGUCAGCGGCGAGAUGACGGCACGUGAACUAAUGCAAAAGGUCACGCGUGUGGAGCAAGGCGAGAUUAUAAGGGAUGUAAAUGAGUUGUCCUUCCGAGACCCCAGUAAUUUUAGAGCUGGAGAGCUUCACGCUCACUACUCGUUUUGGGAGAAAGUCGCGGAACGAUGCCCUAAAAUGGCGGCUCAAACCGAUGUCUUGGAUUGGAUCAAAAAUAAAGUUUCGAUUUUUCCGUACUUCCAACAUUUCAGGGGCUCGUUUAAAGGCGAACAGUAUGAUUCUGACCGCCCACCCCACAGGCUGUUUAGAAACAACAUGUCAUGCAAGCCUUUUGUUCGCUUUGUUCAGGAAACUUUGAUCAAUCGUCUGGGGACUGGGGCGAUAUCUUUGGUGGGGAGAGUUGGGAAGGUGACACCGCCCCAUAUUGUACUACCUCUGACUGUUGAGCCGUCAAAGCCCCGCCUCUGCCAUGACGCGCGCUAUUUGAAUCUCUGGAUGAAGGACAAUCCUUUCUCUCUGGAUACCCGUAAUGAUUUGCCUCGUUAUUAA